Messenger RNA from Brachypodium distachyon (stiff brome), 1127 nucleotides. RefSeq lists its product as uncharacterized. The transcript is spliced from 4 exons. The record is from RefSeq and is a predicted model, not a curated record. Lineage: Eukaryota; Viridiplantae; Streptophyta; Magnoliopsida; Poales; Poaceae. Bases 1 to 1107 code for a protein of 368 amino acids.
AUGGUACUGGUGCUUGUCAGGUCAGGUCAGGGAAUCUGCCAGAUAGUGACCAAGAAAAUGUCGAAUAGAUCAUCACGUGACAAGAACAAGGUGUCUGACACUCUAUAUGGAGAAGAUGUAGAUCCAGCAUACAAAAUGUUUCUGGAUCAUCUAAGUAAAGAUGGGGAUAGCUAUGUCCUUCAUGUGCCAAAUGGGGACCAUGGCAUGCCUGUUACGGUUAGGUAUGAAGUUGCAAACGACAAAGAUGGCACAGAUACCCCCAACAUUUCGCCAUGCAUAAGUCAGGGCGGUGUAAACAUCAGGCGACCAGGUGUAACAUCAGCCGGGGCUGCCAAUGUAAGUGUUGGUCAGUCCAUUACACCAAGGACAUCAUCUUUGGAGAGCAAGACCUCGGAGAUUGAUGAAUCUUAUGCUAAAUUUCUGAGUCUUACAAAGAUGGUUGAUGGUUUCAUGGUUACCGAGAUAGAACCAGGUGUUACAAUUGUAUAUGAGCAAGAAGAGGAGACACCUGCUGCAUAUGGUGAAUUGAAAACUGUCAGUGAUACACCUGUUCGGGUGUAUUCUAGAAGAACUGUCAGUUCCAGAAAGGAAAGAGCACCUUUGACGACUGCACUUGAAAACAUGGAGGAAGAGGAUGAGGUGCGUACAGAUGAAGAUAGACUUGAACAAACAGAUAAUAGGCAUAAUGUUAUAUCUAAGGAAAGCCACUAUCCGGAGGCAUGUGAAGAUGAUCAAGGAGCACCUCUUGGUCUUCCUAGUGGCGUUACAUCUACAUUUGAUGAACAACUUGAUUCUUUUCUCAGUCGGCCAUAUGACAGAAACGAAUUCCAAGAGCUUCUAAGGAAAGCCACUUUCCGGAAGCCUGUGACUAGACAAAGACACUUGCGAAAUGCAUCCAAGUUCUAUGCCACAGGAGAGCUUGGACUAUCAUAUCUUGAUGAGUACCCAGAUCUAGCCACACAAAUAGACUCGGCUGACUGUGAUGAGAGACGACUGAACCUCCUGCGAAAAUUCUUCUUCUGGUUGCAGAACUUGACCCAAGAAGGGGCGUACAUGCCAUGGAUCCCCAAGGCGCCAGUCAGUAAUCCCAUCAAUGUAGAGGACUGAUAACAUCAAGAAAUGCGGGC